GCCGUGCUCCCCGUACCGUGGACGAAUAGAGGUCAGGUCAAGUGUAAUUAGCCAAAAAGCGAGAAGUCAAAACACGUGACAAUGUGGCAAAUCUUGCUCAGGUUGCUCAGGCGAGUUGACGGAGCCGAGAGUGAGCCGAGGGUGAUUAGCGCCUGAGCAAGAGCGGCAAGCUUACUGACUGAACGAAAUGCGCAAGAAAGAGAAAAUUGACCCAUAGUACCCGGGAUCCGAGGCGUACCGGUAUGUGCUCCAGUUUCCUGUCGUUCACCGAAGUGCCGACACUGCAUGCUGAUCCCCUGAGAAUAGAAUCUCACACCGUAAAGUCUGCCAAAGCUGCUGGUCUGUCCGCGCCCCGCGGUCCCAAAGCUCCCAUAUCCGCUACUGUUUGUGUGCCUGUUGGUCUCGGUCAGGCAGCUGCUUCUACUAUAAGUGCCUCGGCGGCGUAUUCCAAGAUCUUUGGGUGUGGGUCCCUAUUUCACUUUCGUCAGAGUUCUGGCGCCUGGAGGAGCCUCCACCAACUCUUCACUUGGAUGGGUCUCAGUAUUUCAGCUGUUUCCAACCUCCUGCAAAUUGUAUUUCAGGGAUUGCACUUCCACAUAUAUCCCAAACAAAGAGUGCUGACUUAUAACUUUGGGGCCAUCUAUAACGACCUUGAACAAGGUAUCCUCCCUACGCACUUCAUUGCCAUGGACACGGAAGCCCUCCAAAGCGACAGACCAAUCCACUCCUCUGGCGUCGCAAAUACCGAUGAGCGUCUUUAGCGUGGUCGGGAUGAUGAGCUUCUUCUCCUCCUUGUCCGCGACGCGGGCUUGGUGGACGAGAAGCGCGUAGGGCCUAAGGCGCGUUUAGCACGCGUCGCCGUCAUCGGGGGGAACCUACCAUGGCGAAGGUCUGAAAGGCCUCGAGCCGCGAGAGACGUUAGAGCAUGGACUAGACGCGUGCGAGGGGAUUCGACGGUUGUCGGGGCAGCUGGACCGGUCCGAACUGCGG
This is a messenger RNA of Hyaloscypha bicolor E, 990 nucleotides long. RefSeq lists its product as uncharacterized. The coding region runs from base 243 to 761 and encodes 172 amino acids. The transcript has a single exon. NCBI's taxonomy places the organism in Eukaryota, Fungi, Ascomycota, Leotiomycetes, Helotiales, Hyaloscyphaceae. The record is from RefSeq and is a predicted model, not a curated record.